Molecule: messenger RNA, 3479 nt
Organism: Saccostrea echinata
Lineage: Eukaryota; Metazoa; Mollusca; Bivalvia; Ostreida; Ostreidae
Product: DNA mismatch repair protein Msh2-like
Exons: 14
Coding region: 25-1836 (603 amino acids)
Biological process (GO): mitotic recombination; mismatch repair
Cellular component (GO): MutSalpha complex; nucleus
Molecular function (GO): ATP-dependent DNA damage sensor activity; mismatched DNA binding; ATP binding
Source: RefSeq, a predicted model, not a curated record
AAGAGUCAGAGUGUUCUAGGCUUAAUGAACCGAUGUAGAACCUUGCAGGGACAGCGUCUCCUGGCUCAGUGGAUAAAGCAGCCUCUGGUGGAUGUCAACCGUAUUGAGGAACGGCAGAAAAUUGUUGAAUUUUUUGUAAUCAACACUGAACUAAGACAGCUGGUGGCUGAGGACCAUCUCAGAAGGAUUCCUGACUUCCAAAGAUUAGCUCGAAAAUUUCAGCAAAGAAAGGCCUCACUUCAAGAUUGCUAUAAAGUUUACCAGGCUCUAGAGAAAUUACCACUGCUGAUGGAGACAUUAGAAAAACAUGGCAGAGAGAACUGUGGUCUUGUAAUGGAGAUAUUUGUUAAUCCAGCAAAAGAGAUCUUGAUGGAUUUUUGUAAAUUUCAAGAAAUGGUGGAAGAAACAAUGGAUCUUCAGCAAGUAGAAAAUCAUGAGUUUGUUAUCAAGCCAGGAUUUGAUGAAGAAUUACAAGCACUUUCCCAAAGAAUCAGUGAUUUAGAGGAUAAGAUUAAAAGUCAGCUUAACAAGGUUGCCAGAGAUUUAGGAAUAGAAGCAAACAAAGUACUUAAGCUGGAGAGCAGUGCUCAAUUAGGAUACUUUUUCAGAGUAACUAGAAAGGAGGAAAAAGCAAUAAGAAAUAACAAAAACUACACAACAAUAGAUACCAAGAAUAGUGGAGUGCGCUUCCACAACAAUGCAGUAAAACAGCUCAAUGAGGAUUAUCUGAAAGCCAAAGAGGAAUACAGUGAACAGCAGAAAAGUAUAGUAGCUGAAAUCAUUUCCAUUGCUGCUGGGUAUUGUGAGACCAUGAUCAUGUUGAAUGAGUUGAUAGCUCAACUGGAUGUGUUGGUCAGUUUUGCUGUUUCAGCAGCAAGUGCUCCAAUACCGUUUGUUUGUCCAAAACUGUUGAACAAAGGCAGUGGAAAAAUUCAGCUGUCUGAUGCUCGUCAUCCGUGUCUGGAAUUACAGGAAGAUAUUUCUUUUAUACCAAAUGACAUCGUAUUUGAAAAAGAUCAACAGAUGUUUCAUAUAAUAACUGGUCCAAAUAUGGGUGGAAAAUCAACUUACAUCAGAUCUGCUGGAGUCAUUGUUCUUCUGGCACAGAUUGGAUCUUUUGUUCCAUGCAGUGAGGCAAAAGUGACCAUUGUGGAUAGCAUUCUGGCUCGUGUUGGUGCAGGUGAUAAUCAAGUGAAAGGGAUUUCAACAUUUAUGGCAGAGAUGUUAGAAACAGCUUCAAUAUUGAAGUCUGCCACAAAAGAUUCUCUCAUCAUUAUUGAUGAACUUGGAAGAGGAACAUCUACAUAUGAUGGUUUUGGGUUGGCAUGGGCAAUAUCUGAACACAUAUCAGCUGAGAUCAAAGGAUUUUGCCUAUUUGCUACACAUUUUCAUGAGUUAACUACUCUUGCUGACAAGAUUCCUGGCGUUAACAACCUGCAUGUAACAGCUUUGACAUCCAAUGACACACUGACACUGCUCUAUCAAGUGAAACAAGGACCAUGUGACCAGAGCUUUGGUAUUCAUGUAGCAGAAUUAGCUCAUUUCCCACUGCAUGUGAUUGAGUUUUCAAAGAAAAAAGCAUCAGAACUGGAGGAUUUCCAAUCAGUUGAUUUGGAAGCUUCUUUGAAAGGAAAUGAUGAGCCAGUCGUGAAAAAAAGGAAAAUGAAAAAGGAGGAAGGUGAAAAAAUCAUCCAAGAAUUCAUGGGUAGUGUGAAGAAGAUGUCAACCUCCGGCAUGUCUGACCAGGACAUUAUUUGCCAUUUGAAAACCCUGAAGCAGCAUGUUCUUGAUCAAAAUAAUGUCUUUGUUGGAGAUGUUCUAGCCAAGAAAAAAUGAAUUUGUCAAUUAUUUGUCCAUAGGGAAUAUUCUGCACAUAUUAAUGUAUUUCCUCUCUGUGUUAACUACAAAUAUAUUUUUCCCCCUUUUGCUAAUAUCAGAAGAUAUAAAUGGAUCCUUCCAUCCGUCUGUAGUCUCACUCUCUCUGUAACAUUUUCAUUUCCAGAUGAUAUCUCUCAAGAUUUUGGAAUGAAACUUUAUAUCAUAACUUCCUGUAACCUAAUUAAGACCUCAACUAAAUUUCAGGUCAAAGGUCAAGAACACAAAUUCCUCUACAUUAUGAAAUGAUACACUUUAGUUUCCAGAUGAUAACUCAGAACGAACUUAGCUUUUGCAAUGAAAUUUAUAUAAUUCCAUUUUAUAAUUGUCAAAGAAGACCCUAUUGAUUUAAAGGUCAAGGUCACAAAUUCACAUGUUGCAUAAAAUGGUUUCCAGAUGGUAUAUUUAGUUUUGGUUUUUUUGGGGGGGGUUUUUUGGGGUUUUUUUUUUUUUUUUUUAGCUUUCGAAAUGAAAGUUAAGAUGUUGCCUCUUUUUCACUUAAGAAAGACCCUUACUUAUUUUUAUUUUAAAAGGUCAAGGUCACAAAUUCAUUUUAUGAAAUGGCACACUUAAAGCUGAACAUGAUGUGUAAGAGGAAUGUGUCCGCUAUAUUCAAUUGGUCUUUCGCUAUAUCUGAGGGCCCCUAUAUAAAGCUGCUCACUUAGUCACUGUUCAGUGCAAUCAAUCGUCAAAUGUGUAGACGGACAUAUGCUAUAAAGGACUUGGUAGCGACACAAAAUAACUGUGUACUUCUUCUAAUACAGGAGAGUAAGAUACCAAAGAAACUUACAGCAGUUGCACAGGUCAGUGCAGAAUACAAACAUAAAUACACGUUACUUCAAUAAAAUCUAAACAACGAUAAUGCAAGGUAACCAGCACGAACACAGGUCACCAUCCCACGCCGAUACCCAUGACAAUAAAGCAGUCAGGUGUAAGGAAUGCGAAGAGUAUACUCCGGUGCUGAUAUCGUAGAUAAUAAUAUCGAAAAUGGCAUAUCCCUACUUACGAAGCAUGUUCAGCUUUAAGUUUCAAGAUGAUAUCUUUAAUAUACCUUAGCUUUUGCAAUGACUUUCAUGUCAUAGCUCCCUAUGACUUGAAGAAAACCCCUGUUCAUUUUGGAGUCUAAAGGUCAAGGUCACAAAUUCAUAAAUUGCAUAAAAUAGUUUCCAGAUGAUAAUUUUAUUUCUCUUUGAGCAUUUAAAAUUAACAUGAUGACUCUUAUUUAUCUAAGACCCUUAUUGAUUUUGAUGUCCAAAUGACAAGUUCACUAAUUCAUAUAUGGUAUAGUAUGGUUUCCAGAUUCACUUUAAGUACUGCCUAUAAUAAAUGCAUGGCCAGCAUUGAGUCUGAGGUAAAAGGGCCAAAUGUCAGGAUCACAAAUUUUCAAAUUGUUAUAAAUUGUUUCUGGCUUACAUAUCAAAAUAGAUUAUGUCCUUAAGUGGGGGACAUAAUUUCUGGAAUUGCCUUGUCUUUUUUCUUGUGUCUAUGUGUGUAUACAUUCUAACUUUCAUGUGUAUGAAUAUGUAUAGUAACAUUCACAGCAGUGUCAUGAUUUUUUGAUAUUUUUUUCCAUACAGAUUGAAAAAUUAAAUGAUUUAUUCAAA